UCCGUCGUUGUUCGGCACUGCCAGGCGGUAAACAUUGCACAGUACCAUUGGCCGUAUCCUGAGGCGGGUCCUUUAGUUUUCGAGUUUGAGUUUUUCCUCGGUCAGUUUAUCGUAUUCAGCUCUGAGAAGUGAGAAAGAUACGCGGCACGCGUUAAGGGGAGACGCGUUUCGUUUCGUUUGUUCUUUCGAUAUCUAAUGUUACUUUGUUAGUUUGUGACUAUUCAAAGGAUGGUGAUACGCAACGUGGGGUACAGCGACUGUGGAAUGGUCUAACAGGAAUUGCACAGAUUGAUACGUAGACGUUCGUAACGAAAUAUGGUGGGUUACUAUCAAAUGGAACCGAUUCCAAAUACGACGAUGUCGAUCAGUAGCGAAAUGACGGCCGUAGAGCCAAUAAACCCGGUGAAAAGUCUGGUGUGUAGUCCAGAUUUAACUGUGUUCUCGGCGCCAACGUGCGGUGCCGAAACUCUAUCGGCAAGUAUCGAAGAAAAGACCUACCGAUGCCUGCUGUGUCAAAAAAGCUUCGAUCAGAAAAGUCUGUAUCAGAGCCAUUUGCGCUCGCACGGUAAGGAAGGCGAAGAUCCUUACCGAUGCAACAUUUGCGGGAAAACUUUCGCGGUACCUGCGCGAUUAACGAGACAUUAUCGUACGCACACGGGCGAGAAACCGUACCAAUGCGAAUAUUGCAGCAAGUCGUUUUCCGUGAAGGAGAACUUGAGCGUGCAUCGUCGGAUUCACACCAAGGAACGACCCUACAAAUGCGACGUGUGCGAACGUGCUUUCGAGCAUAGCGGUAAACUACAUCGGCAUAUGCGAAUUCAUACCGGCGAACGGCCACACAAAUGCACCGUUUGUUCAAAAACGUUCAUACAGAGCGGUCAGCUGGUAAUUCAUAUGCGCACCCACACCGGAGAAAAACCAUACGUCUGCAAAGCCUGCGGCAAGGGAUUCACUUGUUCGAAGCAACUGAAGGUGCAUACGCGCACGCAUACCGGUGAAAAACCAUACACCUGCGACAUCUGCGGCAAAUCGUUCGGUUACAACCACGUGCUGAAGUUACAUCAGGUUAUUUGAUGUUUAUUUUUCUUUAAAUAUUACGUGGACUGGAAAGUAAUGUCGUUUUUGCCAUCUUAAAUACUUGUUUAUCAUUUAUCAGCUCAUUGAUUUUUCUGGCAUUGAAAAUUUGCACAUUAGAUAACAAAAGGCUGCUGACAAUGAGGACGAUUAUAUAAUGAAUUAAAGAUAGAAAUUCAUUGGAAAGUUUGAAUUUAAUGUAAAAGAAGCGACAUUACUUUUCGGUCUACCUAAUAUCUUCCGAUUGCCGACGGUUACAUUUCUAUCGUAUUGGGUUGUCUGGAAAGUCCAUGCCGAUUUUUGAUAGGUAGUGCAGGUCUGAAUAUGUCGAAAUGGCUGAAAACAAAUAACAUAUACGUAUGUAUAUGUACAUCCCUUAAAAGGUGGAAAGUUUGUGGAACCAAAUGGUACCUAUGUAAUACAAUAAAUAUAUGUUACAAUUCAAAUGUGCCUUUGAAGUUUUCUUAAAAAUUGGCACGAACUUUCUGGACAACCUAAUAGCUCUUGAAUACACAAACAAGCAUUCAUUCAGACGUGGGUAAUAUUUGUAGAAUAAAUAUUUUAAAUACUAUUUCAAAUAAUAGAUUCU
Molecule: messenger RNA, 1663 nt
Organism: Hylaeus anthracinus
Lineage: Eukaryota; Metazoa; Arthropoda; Insecta; Hymenoptera; Colletidae
Gene: Kr-h1
Product: Krueppel homolog 1-like
Exons: 2
Coding region: 316-1074 (252 amino acids)
Biological process (GO): regulation of transcription by RNA polymerase II
Molecular function (GO): DNA-binding transcription factor activity; RNA polymerase II cis-regulatory region sequence-specific DNA binding
Source: RefSeq, a predicted model, not a curated record